Ziziphus jujuba (common jujube) is the source of this 2842-nucleotide messenger RNA. Its product is annotated as PHD finger protein At1g33420. The coding region runs from base 499 to 2631 and encodes 710 amino acids. The record is from RefSeq and is a predicted model, not a curated record. The transcript is spliced from 5 exons. Lineage: Eukaryota; Viridiplantae; Streptophyta; Magnoliopsida; Rosales; Rhamnaceae.
AGACAAAGAAAAAAAGGGGCAAAAAAGUAAAUUAAGGAAAAGAAAAAGGAGAAAGAAGAAAAAGAGGAUACAAAGUCCGAACCGCCAUACAAUAGGAACCCCAAAUUCUAAUCCCAUUGGCUUUUAUAUACGAGAAUACGAUAAAUAGAAAAGCACCCAAUACUAACACCAACAGCCCCUUCAAAUACUCAAAUUAGCCCCCAGGAUUCUUUUUCCCCUCUCUCUCUCUCUCUCUCUCUCUCUCUACGUAUUUAUUUCCAAAAUAAAUCAAAGCAGCACUCUCUCACUCUCUUUGCGCUCUUUUCUCUGUGUUUGUUAAUAUUUUUCGUUUUUUCUUCUUUUUUUUUAAUUUCACUCUCUCUAUCCUCUUGAAAAAAACAAGAUCUAACAUCUAUAACUCUAAAAAAAGCUUUUGAUAUUACAAACCCAAACUCAACCACAGAAAUAAAGAUCUCUUUCCUAGAGGAAAGAAGAAGAAGAAGAAAACAAAGAAGAAGGAUGGUUUUUGGUUUUAACGAUGAGAGACCGUUGAAGAGGGCCAAGAAGAGAAGGCUUUCUCGUACAGCUGAAGAUCUGCCUGACUUUUUCGCUUUCCCGAACCCAGCUGACCAAACCACCGGCUCACAGCCCUUCCGUGACAACGUGAAGAGCUUCCUCUCCUGUCACGCGCGCCUCACGCUUCCUCCUUCUGUUUUCCCCUCCCUGCUUGCGUGGCGUGUCACGCUCCGUCUUGAAGAUCCCGAUCUAUCCCCGUCCGUUGUGGUCCUUGACGUGGUGGAGGAGGACGUUACGGGUUCGAGACGCUCCGUCUACUGCGACCACUGCCGAGUCGUGGGAUGGAGUGGGCAUCCGGUGUGCCGAAAACGAUACCAUUUCAUAAUAAGGGGUGGUAGCGAGAAUGCUCGCGAGAAGGCCUGCAGCUCCAUGCUUCUUCAACAGCAAGAAGAGUAUAAGCCAUACACCCACUUCUCCGAGUCAAGGUGUAAGACCGCUAUUACCACGGAUGAUGUUGAAGAUUGGCUUUACCUUCAACUUGAAGAUAACACCCAUCUUCUGCACGCCGUUGUACACUCCAAUGGGUUUGGUCACCUUCUCACCCUCAAUGGCAGACAAGGAGGCUCUAAGCUCCUCUCUGGUCGUCAAGUUAUGGAUUUCUGGGAUAGGCUUUGUCAGACUCUUGCUGUCAGGAAAGUUAGCGUGAUGGAUGUCUCCAAAAAAUAUGGAAUGGAAUACCGGCUGCUUCAUUCGAUUACCAAGGGUCAUUCUUGGUACGGUGAAUGGGGAUAUGAUUUUGGUGCCGGAAGCUAUGCACUCACUCAAGAGGCGUAUCGCCAAGCCAUUGAUACACUCUCCAGCUUUUAUUUGUCUCCAGUUCUAUUCAGUGGUCGAGGACCCCGAACUCGCCUGCAGUCUGUUAUUGCUUUCUACCAGUCGUUGUCUGUGGAUGAACUCGUGACCAUUAAGGAUCUGUUCUUGUUUUUAUUGAAUCUGAUCCGAGAAACCCGUAAGAAGCCUGAGUGUGCCACUUCCGAUGUAUUAUGUCUAUGGACAAUAGAUGAAGUUGAACGUGUACAGCAAGCAAUGAUCAAGGUGCUGACAGCUGCAGCUGGUAAGGCUGGCUGGGUGAGUAGACGUGCUCUCAAGGGUUCAGUGUGGAGGGCAGCGUCUGUGGAGCUUCUUGAUUACUGCCUUAAACACUUGGCGGGGAAGUUAGCAAUCAAUGGCAUGGUGGUUAGGGCCAGAUGCAAUCCCUAUUCUAGCGAUGUAGAAUACAGGCUGGAGAGUAUCGUAAGCAGGGAAUCUGUCAAGGACUCAAAUUACCUAUCAGAAGACCAAAUCAUCUGUGAUCUUAAAUUUUUAUAUGAGUCCCUUCUUCAACCUGAUACCAUGGUAAGCUGUAGGCCCCAAGUGAUGAGGGAUAAGAUUAUUGAUUCGGCAAUGAAAGUUUUGGAUUGCAAGCAAUUUAUGAAGGUUUACAAGAAUGAUAAAAUGGCAGUAGAAAACCCUGAUGCCAUUCAUCUCUGGUGUCAUGUGGAGCUUUCAGACCAACCUAAGGAUGACCCAGUCCUUCCUCCUGAAUUAAUCGUCCUACCAUUGAAUGCAACCGUUGCUGACCUUAAAUUGGAAACUACAAAAGCCUUUCAAGAAGUAUAUGCCAUGUUUAAGAAGUUCCAGGCUGAGCAAUUGGUUGAAUAUGGCUAUAUUGAGGAUUCAAUUACUUUGAAGUUUCUGGUUGGACCAGGUGGCUCAAUUCGAGUUCAAGGGAGAUGUUCUGUAAGAUAUGGCCUUAAUCGAUUUCGUAUGGAAAGAGGGAUUGAGAACUGGACGGUUGAUUGCAUGUGUGGGGCUAAGGAUGAUGAUGGUGAAAGAAUGUUGGCUUGUGAUGCUUGUGGUAUUUGGCAGCAUACAAGGUGUGUUGGGAUUGACGUUUCAGAUGCAAUCCCGGUGAAGUUUGUUUGCUCAAGAUGCGAAAAUUCAUCUCAUCGUGAUAAAUGUCAAAGUGUUGGGGAAUCUACCAAGGAAGCCAAUAGUAAUUCACCCAAUAGUAACACAUCUUGCAGGGGUAAAGCAACAGCAACAGAUGGGGUUGGACUAGCUUCUUCGUUCCCCUUGACCUUUGGUGUACGUUAAGUGCACUUUUGUUUUGUUGUGAAUGUAAAGUCUUUCUUUUUAGUUUAGGGUUUAGAGAUGGGUUUCAAGGAGGUUGUCAAUUGUUUUUAAGACCUUAUCCUCCCUUUUCGAGUGUAUUGAGAGCUAUCUAUGUUUUGUCCCUGUAUAUAGCGAAAUGAGAAAGGAAAUUGGGAGGAAAAAAAAAAAAAAAGGAAGUUUACUGUAUUCUCAA